UUACUCUAUGCUGUCGGUGGAUUCGAUGGUGAACGGCGAUUAGGCACUGUUGAGCGAUAUGAUCCGGAGACCGAUUCCUGGGAAGAACUGGCCAGUUUGAAUCGUGCUCGAUCGGGAGCUGAUUUAAUUCUUGAAACAGCCUUAUCCUCGUGCGAGGAUAGCGGGAUUGAUUUACUCUCAGGUGGCAGACUGUCUGGUUUAGAUUAUACAGACGACAUUGGGUUACUGAAUGAAGAUCCAAGUGUUGUUACCGUGGGCCAGUACAUCUACGCAGUCGGUGGCUACGAUUCGUGCAGUCAGCUGCGCACAGUUGAGCGUUAUGAUCCCGAACGAAAUGUGUGGGAAUACCGGGCCUCCAUGCUCCAUCCCCGAUCUGCUCUGAGCGCGGCGGUGUUGGACAACGAGAUUUGGGUGUUCGAUGGAAUUGACUUUCAGGAAAAAGUUUCGUGCUCUGCAGAACCCAGUUCUGGCAGUUUUUGGACUGGUCAAACCAUGAGUACUGGCGAUUCCUUUGUGAUGAUUGCCGAUGAAAGUUGUGCUGGCUGA
Molecule: messenger RNA, 546 nt
Organism: Echinostoma caproni
Lineage: Eukaryota; Metazoa; Platyhelminthes; Trematoda; Plagiorchiida; Echinostomatidae
Source: the annotation of a GenBank genome assembly